This is a messenger RNA of Caenorhabditis angaria, 779 nucleotides long. The record is from the annotation of a GenBank genome assembly. Lineage: Eukaryota; Metazoa; Nematoda; Chromadorea; Rhabditida; Rhabditidae.
AUGGAUUUGAUUAACUCUGUCGUAAAAACUGCAGAUCACUACGUUCCUUUGAGAAAAUUGUGAGUUUUUUAUUGAAGAAAUGCGAUUAUUUUCAAAACUAUCAACAAAUAAAUUAUUCCAAAUAUUUCAAAAAACUUUCGAAACUAUUUUGUCAAAAAGAAAAUACAAAAGUUUGGCCAUAUAAUUUGUUAUCCAAAAUUUCAGGAAUAUUUGGGCGAAUCCAACUCAACCUCAAGCUCAAAUACUCGAUAUGUCACCUGUGACAAGAUUGGCUGGUUUAUCAGGAGCGAUUGCUAUUUCACUUGGAGCUUAUGGAAGUCACGGUAUGUUAUAUAUAAAAAAUAUGUGUCCCAAAAAUUGGUUUUUCCGAAAAACUUUUCCUGAGACUAAAUUAUAUUUCUGAUCAGAUUCGCGAAUAAAAUUUGAAAAAAAAAGGAAAUUUUUUGGAUGAAAUUCAGUAAAAUAAAAAUCAAAUAUGAAAACUACAGUAUAUCAAUAAAAUUAUUUUUACAGUACUUCGUGAUAAUCCGGAAAUAGAAUCACGUCGUCGAAUGGCAUUUGAUACAGCCAGUCGAUAUCAUAUGAUUCAUUCUUUGGCUUUGUUGGCUGCUCAUCGAGCAAGAUUUCCAAUUCUCACAACUGGUUUACUAACUACUGGAAUUAUUUUGUUCUGUGGACCAUGCUAUCAUUACAGUAUUACUGGCCAAGAAGAAACCCGAAAAUUCACACCAAUUGGUGGAGUCACUCUUAUUUUAGCAUGGUUGUCGUUUAUUUUGUAA